GACGUCAACGCAAACGCAGGUUCUUGACUGAGAUAACCCGGAAGUGGUCGGCUGUGGACAGGAAGUCGAGGAUUAUCAGUGAGCUGGCAUCUGAUGACCUUGUUGUUCUCUUUCUGGCCAUGACGUCUCUGGGUGGCAGCAGUCAGGCAGGCGGCGGGCAGUCUGUCACUGAAUAUGUCGUACGUGUACCCAGGAACCCCAGUAAAAGAUACAACCUUAUGGCGUUCAAUGCAGCGGAUAAAGUUGACUUCUCUACAUGGAACCAGGCACGUAUGGAGCGGGAUCUGAGCGCCAAGAAGAUGUAUCAGGAUGAGGAAAUGCCAGACUCCGGGGCUGGGAGCGAAUAUAAUCGCAAGCAGAAAGAGGAGUCCAGGAGGCGGAAGUACGGCAUUGUGCUGAAAGAGUUCAAGAAUGAAGACCAACCCUGGAUGCUAAGGGUUAAUGGCAAAGCCGGGCGCAAGUUUAAAGGUGUGAAGAAAGGCGGAGUGACGGAGAACGCCUCUUACUUCAUCUUCACCCAGUGUCCAGAUGGAGCAUUUGAAGCUUUUCCAGUUUCCAACUGGUACAACUUUACUCCGGUGGCCAAACAUCGCACCCUGACCGCUGAGGAGGCCGAGCAAGAAUGGGAAAGACGAAACAAAAUCCUCAACCACUUCAGCAUCAUGCAGCAGCGUCGCCUGAAGGACCAAGGACUAGAUGACGAGGAAGAGGAGGGUGGAGGCAAACAAGAGAAAGGUGGGAAGAGUAAGAAAAAGAAGAAAAACGACCUGAAGAUUCACGACCUCGAAGACGAUUUAGAAAUGAGUUCCAGCGAGAGCGAGGAGAGUGGAGAAGAUGGGGAAGAGGGUCGGCCCAAGGCACAAAAGAAAACUGCUCAGAAGAAGAAGAAGAAAAAAGGAUCUAAGUCUGAUGAUGAGGCUAUAGAGGACAGCGACGAUGGAGACUUUGAGGGCCAGGAGGUGGAUUAUAUGUCUGAUGAGAGCAGCUCAGAUGAAGAACUUCCUGGGAAACCAAAACCUGUGAAGGAGGAUGAGCAUCCAAAAGGCAUCGAUGAAGGAAGUGAGAGCAGUGAGGAGAGUGAGGAGGAGAAGGUAGAGGAAGAGGAGGAGGAAGAGAAGAAAGCACCUACACCCCAGGAACGGAAGAAGAAGAGAGACAGCAGUGAAGAGUCUGAGACCUCUGAGGACAGUGAUAUAGAUGGAGAGGCUUCCUCUGCUCUUUUUAUGCAGAAAAAGAAGACUCCUCCAAAGAAGGAUAAGAAAGGCGGCUCCAACAACAGCUCCCGUGCCAAUAGCAGACCCGGCACCCCCUCUCCUGACGCGGGGAACACGUCUAAUACCCUCAGGGCUGCAGCCAAUAAACUGGAGCAAGGCAAACGUGGUGCUGCCAGUCAUACUCCAGCGGCAAAACGUUUAAAGAUGGAUUCUGGACCGCAGAAUACAUCGGGAAAAUCAACCCCGCAGCCCCAGUCUGGAAAGUCCACUCCCUGCAGUGGGGACAUUCAGUUGACCGAAGAGGCGGUUAGAAGGUAUCUGACCCGCAAACCCAUGACGACCAAGGACUUACUGAAAAAAUUCCAAACCAAGAAGACCGGUCUCAGCAGCGAGCAGACUGUAAAUGUACUCGCGCAGAUUCUGAAGAGACUCAACCCCGACCGCAAGACAAUACAUGACAAAAUGCACUUCUACCUGAAGGAAUGACACGUUUCGGACCAGCUUCCCAUGUGCACUAUAGGACCCCCACACAAUGGGCUCCAUCUUUGCCAUUGAACCUGGUAGCGUGAGCUUGGUGCAGAGGACGCGCGGGUGGCUUUAAAGAUGGUGUGGCAUUUUCCCAUGUGAUUUGUUAAGUAACUGUUGUUGUUUUUUUAUUACGUUUUGAGGAACAAGUAUUAAAAUGAGGUCUUUUUAAGUAUUUUCCCUGUGUU
Messenger RNA from Hyla sarda, 1927 nucleotides. RefSeq names its product general transcription factor IIF subunit 1 (gene GTF2F1). The coding region runs from base 120 to 1700 and encodes 526 amino acids. The transcript has 14 exons. The record is from RefSeq and is a predicted model, not a curated record. Gene Ontology annotation, biological process: transcription initiation at RNA polymerase II promoter; positive regulation of transcription elongation by RNA polymerase II. Gene Ontology annotation, molecular function: DNA binding; RNA polymerase II general transcription initiation factor activity; TFIIF-class transcription factor complex binding. Lineage: Eukaryota; Metazoa; Chordata; Amphibia; Anura; Hylidae. Gene Ontology annotation, cellular component: transcription factor TFIIF complex; nucleus.